Molecule: messenger RNA, 615 nt
Organism: Uranotaenia lowii
Lineage: Eukaryota; Metazoa; Arthropoda; Insecta; Diptera; Culicidae
Exons: 1
Coding region: 23-508 (161 amino acids)
Biological process (GO): sterol transport
Molecular function (GO): sterol binding
Source: RefSeq, a predicted model, not a curated record
UCAACCAACUUACCAACUAAAUAUGUUCAAAUUGUCAGUGAUCUGUCUGUGUGGGCUGCUGCUAGUUGCCAGCCAAGUGGCAGCUACCGCUUUCCGGGAGUGUCCCAACAAGGCCGCCACCCCGGAGGAGUUCAGCAUCGAAGGUUGCGAAAGCUCUCCCUGCUCGCUGAAACCGGGAAGCGCUCUGGUUGCUCAUGCCUUCAGAAUCAAGUCCACCGUAUCGACCAACAACGUACAGGCCUACGUGCGGGUUCAGCUGGCUCCGGGUCUAGAGAUUGACUACGAACUAUCCGCGGAGCAGCAGAAUGCCUGUGCCGGCAGCAUCCGGGACUGUCCGCUGGAACAGGGAAAGCUGUUUGACUACACCUUUGCCGAACCUAACCUCAAAGUGCCGCAGGUGACGCUGCCGAUUGUGGUUGUGCGAGCCGGCAUCCGGGAUGGGACCACCGAGAUUGCCUGUGUGGAGUUCGACGCCCAGCUGGUUGCCGGAGCCUUCACUGUGGUUUGAAAACGAUCUGUUUAGAUGAUUAAAUUUAAAGUUGCAAUAUUUGAACAAGAAUUUUAUGUUUGUAGGAAGAAAUAAAAAGAAAUCACUUUACCGUUCAGUGGAAAAAA